UCUCUAGCUUGUCGGAUGCAGUAAGCUACGCGAAGUAAAAGUUAAACGCCACAGUGAUAGUGUGACACUUAUUAAGCUGGGGGACGGAGACGGUGCCGCUGAAACCAUGAAGGGGGGAAGCGAGUCGUAUUACAGCGUGUGUGUUAUAUAGCGUCGACAGAGAAUAUACAGCAGGGGGAAAAUAGGAAAAUGUCAACAACGCGGCCCCUCCCAGGCAUGAAGCGAAUCACCGAGCUAAGCUGCGCAGCGCCGCCGGGGAACAGCCGCGCUGCUGCCGCUGGUAAACUCCUGCCCGAGACGUGGACCAUCGACGAGUUUACAGUGCACGAAGGCAGAGAGCCCGAGUUAAAAUGCGCCAAGUCGCGAGUCGAACAAGUUUUCCAGGUAUCGUUUACUAUUAUUGGCCUGUUGGACCACACAGUCGGAGCCCACGGAAGUAAAGCGUCUAGGCAAAUCUGGCUUCAGCUGAAGGGGAAAAAAGAGGAUGUAUCCAAAGCAAAGGAAUAUGUUAAGGGGCUUUGUGACCCAGAGCUGCAGAAAGAAGAAAAAUAUCCAGUGGACAUGCAUUGUAUCUUUGCUGGUGCUGGUGGCCUUUUUCUGGACCAUUUGCUGCGUGACACAAGCGCUGAGGUACAGGUACUGGAGCCAGGCCGCCUGAGGCUUCUGGGUUGUGCCGAAGCAGUGGUAAUGGCGCAGAGCCGCGUGCAGCAGUUUGUUGCCCUUUUCCAAGAGAAACGUAGUUUGCCAGCUGACCGUGAGCCCUCGGUCAAGCGAGCCUUUAAAAACUUUGUGGAGGAGCGGGCAGAUAAAUACACCAUGGAGCUGUUGCUUUUGCCAAGUGCCCUGAAGGAGGAGCUUCUGGGGCUGGCUCAGAGCCCCACGCAGCUUAGUAUCAUUGUAGACGUAGAGCAGGACCGCUCUCAGACCAGCACUCCAGUCACUGAGCUCUCUAAUAGGAUCCUGGUCGCAACCUUUGAGGAAAAGUCAUCAACAAAGGACAAGUCCUUCUCUGAUGACACGGCAUCAAGCUGUGUUCCAGUGACUGACGUACUGGUACUGAACGGGCGGCCAACGCACAAGCGGCGCUCAUCUGAAAGUGAGCAAAGGGACACCAAAAGGCAGUAUUCACUGGAAAGAAAGGAUGAGGACCAGGACAGAGAAAAACCUCGUGCAAACAGCCAAACACGGACAAGGCCUCCUGGCAGGAUGGGCGCACUGGUGUUGGACACGGGGGAUACAUCUGAUGAAGGAGAAGCUGUGAGUCCUGAGACAAACUUGCGGUGUCUGGUAAACUUCUUUAGAACCAUGGGGUACCAGCAGGAUGUUGUAGAGCGGGUAGUGCAUGAAACAGGCCAAACCGAAGACACGUUUCUGCUAUUGGAGCGCAUUGUGGAGGAGAGCCAAAAGAACCAAAAAAGCCAAAAGAGCAAAGAGACCUCCACUAUGGCUAACCAAUGUUCCUCCACCACCUCCACCUACUCUCGGCUCAAGGAGAAGGAACGAGUGCAAGGUCGAGCUUUAACCGAGAUCAAGCUAAAGGAGAAUAUUAAAGUGCCCAGCAGUAAUGGUUGGAACCAGAAGAGCCAAACAAUUAGUUCAACAUCUCUGGACAGUGACGAUGAUGUCAUAGAGAUUGGGAGAAAAUGCAGGACAGUUGGGCCUCUGGAUUUUAAAUCGGACAGUCGGCUUGAUUGCUUGUCACGAGGUGGCUCACAGACUGUAGGGCCUAUGCGGAUGGAGACUGUGACUGCACUGCGCAGUUCUGCUACAGAAACACGGCCAAGCUGCUCCUACCAGACCUGUCCACGAGUGCCACUAUCCCACACUGAGCCACCAGCACUGCCAAAGGCCAUGCCUCUUACAGGGAUGUCCCGCUUUCAUCAAUCACUUCGCACUCCCUAUCGGCUUGUCCUACAGGAUGUACCCGGACACCCAGACCUUCGGCACAUCAUCAUAGAUGGCAGCAAUGUGGCCAUGGCACAUGGUCUCAAUCGAAUUUUCUCUUGUCGUGGGAUUGCCAUUGCAGUGGAAGCCUUCUGGCGAAGGGGACAUCGAGAGAUCACUGUCUUUGUACCCCAGUGGAGGCAGAAAAGGGACCCCAACAUUACUGAACAACAUUUCCUUAAUCAGCUAGAGGACUUGCGGUUGCUGUCCUUCACCCCAUCUAGAGAGGUCUGUGGGCAAAGGAUAUCUUCACACGAUGACAGGUUCUUGCUUCACUUGGCAGAGAAGACUGGAGGCAUCAUUGUCACUAAUGACAACCUGAGAGACUUUGUUACACAGUCUGAGGCUUGGAGAAAGAUAAUACAGAAGAGACUCCUGCAGUUUACAUUUGCGGACGAUCAUUUCAUGAUCCCAGAUGAUCCUUUGGGAAAACAAGGGCCUCUCUUGGAGCAGUUCCUGCGUAAAGACAGCCGAUCAACUACAAGUCCUCUCAUGCCUCCAGUGAGGAUGGAUCUGCAGUCCACGCCAUCAGUCUAUGCCCAAACGCAUGCCCAGUUGCCCACUCAGUCCAGAUCAGCAUCGCACUGGCCCCAUUCCGGGCCCCCUGACUGGCAUCCACCUCGCCCCUCCCCUUCUCCACCUCCACAGCGUUCACCCUCAGAAACUACAGCGCUGAAAAGGAAGCUGUACGACAUUUUCCCUGACCAAACGCAGCGCAUCGACCGCAUCCUCAAUGAAAACCCUUACAUGCGGGACCUGAACGCUCUGUCAGGCCUCCUGUUGGGGUGAACCCAUCACUGUUGAGACCACAUGCACAAACACACAAAGCAGUGUUUCAUGUCAGUGUGACUACAGAACAAUUGUAAAAAAAUAUAUAUAUUUUUUCUUUUCUUUUUUUGAUAAAGACUAAAAAGACUGCUUCAAGUGGGUUGUUUCUUUUACUUUGUUUUCAAGAUUACAGAAUUUCUCCCAUGUAGCUACAAGCACAACUAACAGCUUUAUCUGUCAGUUUUGAUAUGCUUUAAACAAAGGUUGAAAGGUGUAAAGUCCAAGUGAUAUAUAUUUGAUGUACAUAUUUAUUACAAGUAUUCCUGUCAUAAUUUAUCAAUGAAAAAAAAUCUUUGUUCUAAAAGGUGUUUUAGCCAUACAGGUGUGUUUUAAACUGGCUUUGCAACAAUUGCUGCUGAAGGACAGAUGUUUGUUUUUGUUUUCAGUUUUGUUAACAAUGAUUUUGGGCGUUGGCCCAUUUGAGUCAAACAGAAGAUGCAAUAAAGUGUCUACUUUGCCACUAA
Clarias gariepinus (North African catfish) is the source of this 3236-nucleotide messenger RNA. RefSeq names its product nedd4 binding protein 1 (gene n4bp1). Gene Ontology annotation, biological process: negative regulation of proteasomal ubiquitin-dependent protein catabolic process; negative regulation of protein ubiquitination. NCBI's taxonomy places the organism in Eukaryota, Metazoa, Chordata, Actinopteri, Siluriformes, Clariidae. The transcript has 7 exons. Gene Ontology annotation, molecular function: RNA binding. Gene Ontology annotation, cellular component: PML body; nucleus. The coding region runs from base 190 to 2733 and encodes 847 amino acids. The record is from RefSeq and is a predicted model, not a curated record.